Messenger RNA from Alternaria arborescens, 1296 nucleotides. RefSeq lists its product as hypothetical. The record is from RefSeq and is a predicted model, not a curated record. NCBI's taxonomy places the organism in Eukaryota, Fungi, Ascomycota, Dothideomycetes, Pleosporales, Pleosporaceae. Bases 1 to 1296 code for a protein of 431 amino acids. The transcript has a single exon.
AUGGGGCUUGCGCCUCUACUCGUCGAUACUUACCGCAAGUACAAAAAAGGAACAAACAACUUCGUCCAGUGGCUAGCGGAGACAGCCCGCGCAACUGGUACUGUCAAUGAUGUGUUCAAAGACAGUCGUCAAGACGUGGUACCGCCUACCGGAGGCAGACUGAAGGGAGCGGCUAGGAAAGAGGCAAAGAAAGCUGGACUGACGCAAAAUGCUACCGCCACAUGUCAGAUCACGACCAAGUCGUUCCUCACUCUUGCGACUGCUAUUGCCGCUGACAGGCGCACGUGUGUUCCGCCUGAGGUCUUCACAACCUUGCGUGCAGUCAUUCGGGGUCGCAAAGAUUGUGCAGUUUGGUACUCCAUGAUAUCUGAUCAAGUAAACAAUGCCGCCAAGGAGAGCAAUGCCGGCCACAGACACUUCAUCAAGCUUUUGGAGGACGUCCUGGAGAUCAUCAAGCCGAAACUGCCGCAGACCCAACGCCAGCCACUCAAGGCUGCUAAGACUACACCGCUACACACCAGCAACGCGUUUGAGCACUUGAAGUUCGAGGAGCCUUUAGACAUGGAAGAUAUGCCAGAAGCCAUCCAGAGUCCAGUCAGACCCGCCACACAGAAGGUUUCUUACAAGCUCGAACCGUCUGAUACCGACGUUUCCUUCGCCAUAUACUGCUUUCUCAAGGACGCUACACAUCUCAGACUUGCUGUUAGGCGAACUUGGCGUGAGUUCGCGAAGGGCGACAUAGGUCUCCAAGCCGCCGCGUUGACCAUGAACGCCGCCCUGGCUAUGAUCGAGAAGUUGGGCAACGAAUUCGAACAAGCCCAUCCACGCUUCAAGGAAUCUGGGUCGCAGAAAAUGCACUUGGAGAUCGUCAAAUUCAUAUAUGGCAGCUACAGCAAGAGUGGUAAAGGUCCAGCUUUCAUCGAUGGAGGCGAUGAGGAUAGCGACCCUUUUGCCUACAAAGAAGGAAAGCAGAUACUACAUUCGGACACUGUGAUGUGUACGCAUACCACCGAAUUGGUUAUUGGGAUCUUCUGGCUUGAAAAGACAAAAGAAAAGUGUCGACUUACCAACGACGAGAGGAGAUUCCUCAAGUGCAUUUCACAGUUUGUAUCGACGCCAGAUGAAGAGCCGAUGCCUGAUAGCUAUAUGGUGCGUAAGGCUGCGAAUAACAUGCUAUACGACCGAAAUCUGAAUAGUUGGAUCAUAUUCUCCUUACAAAUAUUUUGGGACAUGCAGAGAGAGUUAGGGUCAUGUCUGCAUCUUGGCAAGAUGCUCUUUGAUAAGACCGGGCAAUAG